GCAAGCAUGGGGGACAUGGGGGACAGGGGGGCGGCUUCGUCCCAUAUUUCCUCUCGUCGUUACCUUGAGGGCUCAGCCAACACACCGAUGUGGCUUUUCCUCUCGCGCCGGCUGAAAGCGGUGGAAGUAUUUUUGGCUGUCACCACGGGGUGCUUGAGCCAGGUGGUGCUUGCUUCCUGCUCGGUCCAUGUUCAUUUCCACACCCCAUCGAAGGUGACGAGGAACGACGAGGCAGUGAUUGUCGGCAACACGAACCCUACCUCGACACCUCGACACAAGAACCAAACAAAGGUCGUCUCGUCUCGUCUUCCCGAUGGCCCCCACGGGGAGGAAGGCAGAGAUGCGAGGGAGACAAGGAGACGCUGGACUAGAAACCGGGAAGCGGAGGAGGGAGGGGUCGGGAAGAUUCAGGGGGGGCCAGAGUGUCGACCUAGUUCGCGCGGCAGGCAUCGUGGAGAUUGCACAUCUUUCCGGUUGCUAGGAGAUAUGAGGGACGAAGCGAGGCGGGAGGAAUUCUCUUCCGCUAGCGGCCAACAUCGGUUACCCUACCUUGCCUAUCUACCUACCUACCUACCUGGGUAUCAGGUACCUACCCGCUACUUGCACCUAUGACGAUGGACGAGACGACCGAGAGCAGUAACGCCACGUCGUCCGAAAAGCCUUGCCUGCCCGGUUUCUUGCUUUUCUUUUUUAUUCUCCUCUUCCCGGGGGCCCACCGUCUCUCGCCGAU
This is a messenger RNA of Gaeumannomyces tritici R3-111a-1, 730 nucleotides long. RefSeq lists its product as hypothetical. The transcript is spliced from 2 exons. The record is from RefSeq and is a predicted model, not a curated record. NCBI's taxonomy places the organism in Eukaryota, Fungi, Ascomycota, Sordariomycetes, Magnaporthales, Magnaporthaceae. Bases 7 to 612 code for a protein of 201 amino acids.